AUGGCACCGUUAGAAAGAGAUCCACCCAAAUUCUUAUUUGAUCAUAUAACAGACAUAAACGAAGACUUCUUGACGGACGACGAAGAAGAGUUAUUUCCAGAACGCCUUAUAUACAACGACAUAGACACAAGAGAUAGAGACACGGACGAAGAGAUUGACAUAAACACCGACGAGUUAAAUAACUAUAUACCUGAAAUAGUAUUGGAAGUCAUUAGACAAUGGAGUACAUACUUUAAUAGUGCUGUUCCGCCACUUGUCAACAACCAUGACAGAAAGACAGAGGACAGCGAUGACGAGUCAAUUGAGACAGACGAAACCGACGACAGAGAGACAGAAGACAACGAUGACGAGUCAAUUGAGACAGACGAAACCGACGAUAGAGAGACAGAGGACAACGAUGACACAGAGACAGAGGACAGCGAUGACACAGAGACAGAGGACAACGAUGACACAGAGACAGAGGACAACGAUGACGAAUGA
Adelges cooleyi (spruce gall adelgid) is the source of this 480-nucleotide messenger RNA. Its product is annotated as nucleolin-like. The coding region runs from base 1 to 480 and encodes 159 amino acids. The record is from RefSeq and is a predicted model, not a curated record. The transcript is spliced from 3 exons. Lineage: Eukaryota; Metazoa; Arthropoda; Insecta; Hemiptera; Adelgidae.